Solanum pennellii is the source of this 1576-nucleotide messenger RNA. RefSeq names its product UDP-glucose 4-epimerase GEPI48. Bases 300 to 1355 code for a protein of 351 amino acids. Gene Ontology annotation, cellular component: cytosol. Gene Ontology annotation, biological process: galactose metabolic process; rRNA processing. The transcript has 9 exons. The record is from RefSeq and is a predicted model, not a curated record. Gene Ontology annotation, molecular function: RNA binding; UDP-glucose 4-epimerase activity. NCBI's taxonomy places the organism in Eukaryota, Viridiplantae, Streptophyta, Magnoliopsida, Solanales, Solanaceae.
UCUUCUUAGCCUCCCUCUUAAAAAUUCUUGAAAAUUCUUUCAGCCCAAUUAAGUAAAAGGCAAAAAGUUGCAAAUUUUCAUUAUUAUUUUUUAUAUAACCGUGUUUUUUUUUAAAAAAAAAAAUCAUAUCAUACACCUAUAAAAGCUUGGACUUAGGAGUCUUUGUUUCAAACUUGACAAUAACAAAAAAAAGAUCAGAUUUUUUUUUCUUGAUUUUUGGAAUUCUUUUUCACCAAAACUCAAAUCUUGUUAUAUAAAAUUAAGGGUUAGUUUCUUUUUUAAUUGUUUUAUAGUACAAUAUGUCGAAGAGUAUACUUGUGACAGGGGGAGCAGGGUAUAUUGGGAGUCACACAGUGUUGCAAUUGUUGCUUGGUGGUUAUAAGACUGUGGUGAUUGAUAAUUUGGAUAAUUCUUCUGAAAUUGCUGUGAAAAGGAUUAAGGAAAUUGCUGGUGAAUAUGGCUCUAAUCUCUCUUUUCAUAAGGUUGAUCUACGUGAUAAGCCGGCAAUUGAGGAGAUUUUCAGGUCUAACAAAUUUGAUGCUGUUAUUCAUUUCGCUGGACUAAAGGCGGUUGGUGAAAGUGUCGAGAAACCUUUGAUGUACUAUGACAACAACCUUAUUGGAACAAUUACCCUCUUGGAAGUCAUGGCAGCUCAUGGAUGCAAAAAGCUUGUGUUUUCAUCGUCAGCUACUGUUUAUGGUUGGCCAAAAGUGGUUCCUUGUACUGAGGAGUUCCCCCUGAGUGCUGCAAAUCCUUAUGGACGGACAAAGCUCUUCAUUGAAGAAAUAUGCCGUGAUGUACAAAACGCGGACUCUGAAUGGAAAAUCAUAUUGCUGCGGUACUUCAAUCCUGUUGGUGCUCAUCCAAGUGGCCGAAUUGGUGAAGAUCCGCGAGGAAUUCCGAACAACCUUAUGCCAUUUGUUCAACAAGUUGCUGUUGGCAGAAGAAAAGAGCUGACAGUUUAUGGAACUGAUUAUGGAACGAAGGAUGGUACAGGGGUCCGUGAUUACAUUCAUGUUAUAGAUUUAGCAGACGGACACAUUGCUGCCUUGCAGAAGCUAUCUGAUCCUUCCAUAGGCUGUGAAGUGUACAACUUGGGAACUGGAAAAGGAACUUCAGUCCUUGAAAUGGUGGCCGCAUUUGAGAAGGCUUCUGGAAAGAAAAUUCCAAUGGUUAUGUCUGGUCGACGCCCUGGCGAUGCUGAAAUUGUAUAUGCUGCUACUGAGAAAGCAGAACGCGAAUUGAAGUGGAAGGCGAAAUAUGGCAUCGAAGAGAUGUGUAGGGAUCAGUGGAACUGGGCUAAGACGAAUCCCUAUGGCUAUGAAGGAACUCCAGAAUCUAAUAACUGUCACUGAAGUCUACUUCAACUGCAUAAUAUCGUCAUAUAGUCGAUACGUUCCUGUUGCUGAAUCGUGUUAGUCUUCGAAGGGACGAUUCAACGUAUAGUUCUAGGGCUAUUAGAUGGGAUUAUAAUGUUUAUAUUGUUUAACUUAUAUAAGUUUCAGAAUGUAAUUGGAGUUUCAAUGAGUCAGUAGUUAGAUUAUAAAAGGGAAAAUCUAAGAAAGUUGAUGAAUAA